GUGUUUUUUAAGCGCUGCACUCGCAUUCAUGUUUCCGUGUUAUCUUCAUUACUUUAUCCAAUUAAGAAGGGACGUAUCGUUUCAAGUUAUGAAUGUCUUAAUGAUAAGAAAACGAAUUAAUUGUUUUAGAUAAUCAUUCUGUAUUCACUUUGGGUAUAAAACUACAAUUACUCGAAUGAUAAUUUUCAGAUGUAAUCGAAUUUAGUCACGAUGAUUCGUUUUCUUUUUUCUUUUUUGAUUGUGCUAGUGAGUAUAUCGAAAGAGGCGUACGGGCAGCAAGAAGCCCUUUCCGGAAUGUACAGUCCCGUGUUCACUCCAUUUAACACGUCUAGUGGAGAAAUCGACCUAUCUGUCAUUCCUGAGUAUGCGCAGUUCUUGAAGGAUGGUGGAACUGAUGGGGUCUCCGUGGCCACGCUUACCGGGGAGGGCUUGAGUUUGAGUGUAGAUGAAAAGAAAAAGCUAUAUGAAGCUUGGGUGAAUGCGGCCAGGCCUCUGGGUCUCAAGAUUAUCGUUCAAGUAGGAGGAAUACCCGUGCCUGAUAUCAUUGAACUGACACAUUAUGCUGUCAAUAUAAGUGUGGACGGCAUUCAACUUCUUCCACCGCCUUAUUAUAUUAUAACGAAUUCGGAUGAGUUCGUUGCCUUACUUGAGAUAGUGGCCGAGAACGCUGGCGACCUACCUAUUUAUUACGAUGAUUUUUACGAAUAUACACUCGAAGAAGAAGACGACUUUUCUCUACAAUCUUACUUCGAUUCGGCCUCUAGGAGAGUAGCGCAAUUCAAGGGCAUGGUCGGUACAUUUAGGGUCGCAGUGUAUGCAUCUCUAGAAAACGACCCGAGGAGCGACCAGACCAUCUUUAUUUAUAACCAGCCAAAUGUUGAAGCCGCAGCUUUCAUGGACUGUAAUUCGUUCAUGCUACCGGCAAUGAACAUUUUCCCGAGCCUUUUCAAGCAGAUCGUCGACCUGAGCUCUAACGGAACUAGAUCAGAAGAAGCUCUCGCUAUUCAGGACAGAUUGAACGAUAUCGUCUACGAGAUAUUAGACAAAGGAGAUGAUGUAGCAACGUUAAAAGCAGCCGCUGAACUGGUAUCAGGGAUUAAGCUUGGCGGCGUUCGUCCUCCAAUGCGUGCUUUAUCCAGGACGACGUACAUGGAGAUCAAGGAUAUACUUGAAGACAAUGACGUCGAAACACACGACUAGAGCACAGUACGACAAGUGAAAACGCAUUGUGUGAAUUGAAUGGGUUUUACUAUAUAAAAUAAUAAAUUAAAUAAUAUGUUAUCGGAUA
Bombyx mori (domestic silkworm) is the source of this 1288-nucleotide messenger RNA. RefSeq names its product N-acetylneuraminate lyase. NCBI's taxonomy places the organism in Eukaryota, Metazoa, Arthropoda, Insecta, Lepidoptera, Bombycidae. Gene Ontology annotation, biological process: N-acetylneuraminate catabolic process. The record is from RefSeq and is a predicted model, not a curated record. Gene Ontology annotation, molecular function: N-acetylneuraminate lyase activity. The transcript is spliced from 7 exons. The coding region runs from base 211 to 1200 and encodes 329 amino acids.